AUGCCUCCUCCAUCCCCCUCUCCCAUCCUCCUCCCCCUCCUCCUCAUCUUGUGUCCUGAGGUGUUGAGCUAUGAGGCUCCGGAGGAUAAGCAGGAUGUGUUUGCUGGAAAACCCUGUCCUGCUUUCCUGACCUUCACCAACGCAGCCUACCUGGCCGGAGUCACUGUGGAGCUUCCCUGCCACUGCAAACCAGAACAGAUCCAAUCGGUUGUGUGGUUCUUUAGGAAACAUCUGGGCGGCUCCAAGGAGACCAGAGCCUUGACUGAUCACCAUGGCAACAGUCUGCUGGACCUUCGUAGCGUCCCACACAGCGGCGAUCUGAGGAGUCGAUUUUCUAUCCGUCUCUUCAGCCUAUUGAUCUUCAGAGCGGGGCCCGACGACUCAGGCAUUUAUAUCUGUGGCUCCGCCCACAAAGACUUCUUCUACGGUUAUGACCUGGACAUCCAGGAGGCCCGCACGCUAAGCUUUACUCCGAGACUCACUCAUGAAAGUAGGAGCAAGAAAAAGAAAGAAAGUCAAGGACUCGGCUCUUCUCAGCCUCUUUACCAGGUCUUCACCAGCUUCCGGCCCUGGACAGUCUGCGAUCGCUGUGGCGUAGCUGGAGAGCAGGUUCGCGUGGGACUCUGCUACGUCCACUCCCUCUACCUGCAUGUCCGCUACAGACGAGCCAAUCAGACGGUCGCCUCAUGCGGCUCGGGGGCAGUGCCCAAGGCGUUUGGACAACUGAAACAAAGCAGAGCUGGAGCCGAGCUGGAGGUCAAAAGCUGUCAAGUUACCUGCCAAACUCAAGCUACUAGCUCCAAAAUCCAUUCUCUGAUGGCAUUUCUUGGGUACAAUUCUGCUUCCUCAUCAGUGGAGGUACCAGUGUUCUACCUGAGCCACCCUGCAGACCGUGUGCUGACCCUCGGCUGUCCCGGGGCACAUCCCAACAUGGCCGUGGCCUGGGACCAAGGAACUAAACCCAUCUACAGAGAUGAACACUUGGCAGGUCGUAACCUCAGCACCACACCCCCCAGGCUGAUGAUAGACACCGGACACCACCUGGUGUUUACACCUGCAAAAACUCAGGACUCAGGUGGUGUUGAAGUGGCUCUUGAAAACCUUGGCAUUGCGAUAAAGAGCAGCAGAGAGAUGAACAGAAUCAGAGGAGAGAUAUCUGGUUGGCUGCCAGAUGCCAGAGGAUGA
Messenger RNA from Notothenia coriiceps (black rockcod), 1185 nucleotides. RefSeq names its product Ig-like V-type domain-containing protein FAM187A. The coding region runs from base 1 to 1185 and encodes 394 amino acids. NCBI's taxonomy places the organism in Eukaryota, Metazoa, Chordata, Actinopteri, Perciformes, Nototheniidae. The transcript has 5 exons. The record is from RefSeq and is a predicted model, not a curated record.